ACAGACAUUCCUUUUUCCUUAUAGAUCUGUGUUGUAAGUCAUGGAGCACCUUGUUUCAAGCUGGUGCAAUGGUCGAUCCUUGCCAGAAUCAUAUAUACUCCCACCGGGAAAAAGACCAGGGAAACUCACUGUUCCUUUAGCCAACAAUAUUCCAGUGAUUGAUCUUGGGGGUCAUGAUCAAACAGAUGUAAUUCAACAAAUUUUUGAAGCUAGCCAAGAGUUUGGAUUCUUUCAGGUGAUCAACCAUGGAGUCCCUAGCAACUUAAUGGAUGAGGCCAUGAGUGUUUUUAAGGAGUUUCAUGCAUUAUUUGCCAAGGACAAGGCAAUCGAAACUUCAAAGGAUCCCAAUAAGAGCUGCUACUUCUACACAAGCAGUCCAAAUUAUGCAACUGAAAAGUUUCACUUCUGGAGGGAUGGAUUGGUGCAUCAUUGUAAUCCUCUAGAGAAAUACAUCCAAUUUUGGCCUGAAAGACCACCUAGAUAUCGAGAAGUUGUUGGGCCAUAUACAGCUGAAGUAAGGAAGUUGGGCUUUAGAAUUUUGGAGUUCACUUCCCAAGGCUUGGGAAUCAGCCCCGAUCAUUUUAGCAGUGGACUCAGUGAAAAUCAAACACUGUUGGUCAAUCACUAUCCGCCGUGCCCAGAUCCAAGUUUAACCUUGGGAGUGGGAAAACAUAGAGACCCCGGUGGCAUUAAUAUUCUUCUUCAAAGUGAUGUAUAUGGGCUUCAAGUCUUUAAGGAUGAGGAAUGGGUUGGUGUUGAACCUAUUCCUUACGCUUUUGUGAUUAACAUAGGUUAUCCGCUCCAGAUUAUCAGCAAUGGGAAGCUGAAAGGUGCUGAACAUCGGGUGGUGACAAAUUCAAAUGUAGCUCGAACAAUUGCUUCCUUAUUUUUUAAUCCAUCAAGUGAAACACUUGUAGAACCAGCAAAAGCUUUGAUUGAUGCAAGCAACCCUGCGCUCUAUAAGUCCCUAACAUACAAAGACUUUCUUAGCAAGUACAUAGCUGCUUCCUCUGACUCUAAAGCAUUAGAAGAGGUUUUAAGUACUACUCUUUGAUUGGUUGUUUGAGAAAAAAGCUAUUGUACUUUAUCAAUAAAUGUAUAACCAUUGAUAUCAAACUAGCAAACAUUAGUUGGUUAAUAUGAUUGAUCAAUUACACAAGCCUAAAGUUAAGUGGAUCGUCAUGAUGAUUGUUACUGUCAACUGUCGUUCGGAAUUGGAUAAUACUACAUUGCACUAAUAAUGUGAUUAUUGUCAUCAUUGUUUUAAUUAAUAUAAUUUUA
Molecule: messenger RNA, 1281 nt
Organism: Quercus lobata
Lineage: Eukaryota; Viridiplantae; Streptophyta; Magnoliopsida; Fagales; Fagaceae
Product: hyoscyamine 6-dioxygenase-like
Exons: 4
Coding region: 41-1054 (337 amino acids)
Source: RefSeq, a predicted model, not a curated record